CCAGAACCAUUACCCAAGCCAGUACCAUUACCCAAGCCAGUACCAUUACCUAAGUCAGUACCAUUACCUAAGUCAGUACCAUUACCCAAGCCAGUACCAUUACUCAAGCCAGUACCAUUACUCAAGCCAGUACCAUUACCCAAGCCAGUACCAUUACUCAAGCCAGUACCAUUACCCAAGCCAGUACCAUUACCCAAGCCAGUACCAUUACCUAAGUCAGUACCAUUACCUAAGUCAGUACCAUUACCCAAGACAGUACCAUUACUCAAGCCAGUACCAUUACCCAAGCCAGUACCAUUACCCAAGCCAGUACCAUUACUCAAGCCAGUACCAUUACCCAAGCCAGUACCAUUACCCAAGCCACCAGUACCAUUACCCAAGCCAGUACCAUUACUCAAGCCAGUACCAUUACCCAAGCCAGUACCAUUACCCAAGCCAGUACCAUUACUCAAGCCAGUACCAUUACCCAAGCCAGUACCAUCACCCAAGCCAGUACCAUUACCCAAGCCAGUACCAUUACCCAAGCCAGUACCAUUACCCAAGCCAGUACCAUUACUCAAGCCAGUACCAUUACCCAAGCCAGUACCAUUACCUUAG
Procambarus clarkii (red swamp crayfish) is the source of this 597-nucleotide messenger RNA. Lineage: Eukaryota; Metazoa; Arthropoda; Malacostraca; Decapoda; Cambaridae. The record is from RefSeq and is a predicted model, not a curated record.